Molecule: messenger RNA, 315 nt
Organism: Cylicocyclus nassatus
Lineage: Eukaryota; Metazoa; Nematoda; Chromadorea; Rhabditida; Strongylidae
Source: the annotation of a GenBank genome assembly
AUGACUUUGGAAAAUUAUGAAAGGGCGAAGGAGUACUUCGAAGCAGCGGAAGCUAAGCUCCAAGAAGAUUUGGAGGGAGAUCUGUGCGAUUCGAAACUUUCUUCCUAUGUCAUCACUAUGAGAUACAACCUCGCUAGAUGUUUGGAACACUUGUGCUUGUUCGAAGACGCUGAAGUUUUAUACAAAGGCAUUUUGAGAGAACAAGAAAAUUACACGGAUUGUUAUCUACGUCUCGGAUGUCUUGCACGCGAUCGAGGGCAGAUUUAUGAAUCAUCGGUGUGGUUCAAAGAAGCGAUGUCCGUUACUGUUGUAUAG